This is a messenger RNA of Anthostomella pinea, 426 nucleotides long. NCBI's taxonomy places the organism in Eukaryota, Fungi, Ascomycota, Sordariomycetes, Xylariales, Xylariaceae. The record is from the annotation of a GenBank genome assembly.
AUGGACAAGAACUCGCAGCCAUCCUCUUCAGACACUGGAAGAGUGGCACUAUAUCUUACACACGCUGCGGAGCGUCUACUGAAAAGUAUCCUCCCGGAACGAGACUACAAGGACGGCACUGUAACCAGGGAAAGAAAAUCCCCCGACUAUUUACCAUAUGAGGCCAGAGGGCUAGUAUCACCAGAAAUAUCGUCAGUAGAUUCUGAUGACGGCUUGUCCUGGGAUCUGGAAGAGUACGACAUUGUGCAGAGAAACAAUCCCAGUUCAAACUUAAAAGACGCGAAGACCGAUCCAGACUCAAACAAGAACGAUGAAGACAGAGCAGCUAAUGAUCAGAUUGAUAAGCUCGAGGCAGCAUUCAAACCAACCCUCGAGACUCUUUAUGGCAAGGAAUACAUCCGGAGAAGACAGGGCCCUGACAAAUAG